Molecule: messenger RNA, 2272 nt
Organism: Trichophyton rubrum CBS 118892
Lineage: Eukaryota; Fungi; Ascomycota; Eurotiomycetes; Onygenales; Arthrodermataceae
Exons: 1
Coding region: 611-1084 (157 amino acids)
Biological process (GO): amino acid transmembrane transport
Cellular component (GO): membrane
Molecular function (GO): L-amino acid transmembrane transporter activity
Source: RefSeq, a predicted model, not a curated record
UAUCUUCAUUGGGAGCCGCGUCUGGAGUGGUCUAUUAAGAUUUGGCGCCUGGCUUCGAUUUCUGCCUAUUGCCUUCCUUGUUUCUUGUUGCUGUGUCUCCGUUUUUUUCUUCUUCUCUUUUUAAGAUCCAGUUUUGAUGUGCAUUUAACUUACUAUGGAGGGCCAUAGGUUAAUAUAAAAAUAUUACAUACAUGUACUUCAAACGAAUCCAUGAAUCUUUUCAUCUCUUGCCCCUUCAUAUUCACGCAGACGAACCGAUUUAUAUGUUCUACGAUCAUAAGUUCAAAUUUUGGGAUAUCGCCAGCCACGGGUGUUUCCUUCCUAUGUAAAGUCCAUAUUGCAUUUUUUCAACCGCAUUGGAAGACUCAAAAGCCCUAAACACUGUAAAGAAUGCCUUUGCUCCGCGAUAUUCAGAAGCUAGCUUGAUCGUAUAUCCAUACGCUGUUGUAUACAUAUACGUCUCUUAUCUCUGAGGGCCGUCCGUUGGUGUUCAGCUUCACCUGCUUGAACGCCAUGGCGGGUUCAAGCGAUUCCACCUCUGAAGGGGCGUCCUCCAAGACGCUGAGAAAUUCAGUGACAGAACUACCAUCGCACAAGGCCUCGGAGGACUAUGGAAGAUUAUCUUUCGGGGAUAUCAACCUUCCUCCAAUGGAUCUUAAAAUACCUUCUUGUGAGUUUGUGGACACCAACAAGAAUGCUUUAUCGAAUGGAGACUGAGACUAAUAUCAGGUAUACAGUUGGCAAGAGUACAUGUUCUGAGUUCAGCGGCGGAGACUGUGGUGCCAGCGAAAAUAACACUGACGUUGAUACGGUCGUGAUCGCCAAAGGAAGACAGAUUGGCGUCGUCAGUGCAACGUUCCUUAUAUUUAAUCGAAUCAUCGGAACAGGGAUAUUCGCCACGCCUAGUGCCAUCCUGGCCCAGACGGGUAGCGUUGGCAUAUCUUUAGUGGUUUGGAUUAUUGGGAUGUUAAUUGCAAUGGCUGGUACGGCAGUGUACCUUGAAUUUGGUACCGCGAUUCCAAGGUUCGGGAGUUAUACCUCCUUUUGCGUCUGUGUAAAAUGCCGAUUCCUAUCUGGUGACUGACAUAUAUUAACACAGAAACGGCGGAGAGAAAAAUUAUCUGGAGUAUGUCUACCGGAAACCGAAGUUCCUUGCAACAGCGAUUUAUGCUUCGUAUGCAUUGUUCCUCGGAUGGGCUGCUGGAAACAGUGUAGUAUUUGGGGAAUACGUUCUGCAUGCUGCAGGCGUGGAAGUCAACCGGUGGAAUCAACGGGGUAUUGGGUUUGGGUGCAUAACGGUAGCAUUCCUUGUCCAUACCGUCGAGAUGAAAUGGGGUCUUCGUCUGCAAAAUACACUUGGCUUGCUGAAGCUGGUUGUGAUUUUGGUUAUCAUUGUCAGCGGAGCAGUGGGACUUGCGAGAGGUACACCGGGGAAGCCCUCGAAUAACUUUUCGAACACCUGGGGAGACAGUCGUCCAAGCGUGUACGGCAUGGUCACUGCCUUGUACAGCGUUAUCUGGUCAUAUGUUGGUUAUUCAAAUGCAAACUAUGUGAGUAAAAUUGUUGGGAAUAUUCCAGGAUUAGCUCUGACAUGAACUUAAUAGUCACUCAGCGAGACUCGAAACCCCAUUCGAACAUUAAAGAUCGCAGCUCCUAUAGGAGUUACGUUGGUUGGAAUCCUCUAUCUGCUGGUUAAUAUUGCAUAUUUCGCGGUUGUGCCAAAGGAAGACAUCCUGGGCUCCGGACGUAUUCUGGCAGCCUCCUUUUUUCGCAACAUAUUUGGGCCAAAGGCAGAGAGGGUUCUGUCCAUUUUUAUUGCACUCUCGGCCUUUGGGAACGUGAUGGCAGUGCUAUUCUCUCAAGGAAGAAGUAAGCUCAAUAUGUUUAUUCAUCUUCCGUAAUGCUUUCUAACUAAGCGGUUUAGUUGUCCAGGCACUCGGCGAAGAAGGUGUACUUCCACUGUCAAAAUUCUGGGCGAGUAAACGUCCGUUUAACUCUCCAGCUGCUGGCCUGCUGGAACAUUAUAUGAUCUCAGCCAUAGUGAUGCUUGCACCGCCACCUGGAGAUGCGUAUAUUUUUCUUCUCAAGUGGGUAUCCCGUGACAAUUAUGAAUUGAAUAUUGGCUAAAAAAAAAGGGUGAAAUAGCAUGAUUUCGUACCCGUUGUCCGUGGUAAAUGUCCUAGUAGCUGCAGGACUGAUGCAUAUAUACCUUCGGCCGUCAAAGUAUCCUGGUUGGGCUCCGGGCAUUCGAGCAACAUUGCCAGUUACUGGG